Molecule: messenger RNA, 1231 nt
Organism: Rubroshorea leprosula
Lineage: Eukaryota; Viridiplantae; Streptophyta; Magnoliopsida; Malvales; Dipterocarpaceae
Source: the annotation of a GenBank genome assembly
AGAUUUUUAUUUUUUAAUGCAAGCUGCAAAAGUGCUCUGUUUUCUCCCUUUGUUUAUCUCUUUCCAGGGGGCAUUUCCUGGUUUAUAAACCCUCCACAACCAAACCCCCCAUCCACCUCUCUUCCUUCCCACCUUCAUUUCUCUGUUAAAUUUUGAGUCUUUCCCUCUGUUUCUCAAGAUCCAAAACUCUCUGUUUCUGCCUCUGUUUAUUCUAAAAUUUCAACAUCUUGUCAGCUUUCCUCAUGUUUGAGGUCACCUCAUGUCUCCUGCAAUCAGUGAAAUCCUCCUUUCCAGUUUUAUGAUUAAUUCCACCCUCCACCGCAGGAACCAUCUUGUUCAAUCUUUCUCUGUUGUUUUCCUCUACUGGUUCUACGUUUUCUCAUUAACUCUCUCCUCCCCUGCUUUAAUCUCCCAUAGUGUUCUCUAAAUAAUCCCAAUUCCAAGUUUUUUCUUUUGGUUCUAAAUAAUAAUCAUCUGGGUCCUGCGCGUAAUCCAGUUUUAUUGGUGUUUUUGGGUUUUUUUUUUUUUUAACUUUUUGGUAUAUAUAUUAUGGCUUCUUCUAGGGGAUCAGGUUCAAGCAUGAUGAGGAGCUCAAGUUCAGAGGAGGAUUUGCAGCAGAUUAUGGAUCAGAGGAAGCGCAAAAGAAUGCAAUCCAACAGGGAAUCUGCACGCCGGUCCAGGAUGCGGAAACAGAAGCAUCUGGACGAUCUGACGGCUCAGGUCUCUGAACUCACCAGAGAGAACAACCAGAUCCUCACCAGCAUGAAUAUCACCUCACAACUUUACAUGAACCUGGAAGCAGAGAACUCUGUUCUCAAAGUUCAGAUGGCUGAGCUCAACACCAGGCUGCAAUCUCUCAACGAAAUCAUUGAUUUUGUGAACUCCAGCAGCCGAGUUCUGUUCAGAGAUGAUCUUCUGCAGGUCAAUCAUGAAAGUUUUGUGGAUCCAUGGAGUUCUGCUGCCUUCUAUGCCAAUCAACCCAUUAUGGCUUCUGCUGAGAUGAUUUUGUAGCAUUAAUCGAUAAAAUCUGUUCUGAAUCUUAGGCUUCUAGUAGUUUUAUUUGUUUGUUUAGGGCUUAAGGUCUUAUUGGAGGAAUGUUGCAUAUUUUUGAAUCAUAAGAUGUAGUAUUGUAGUAAUUAUUAUUCAAGAUGUUUGCAAGUGGGUGCUUGAUCUGUAAUACAUGAAGGGUUGUGAAUUAUUUUUAUAACAGUAAUAAACUAGAAGCUACCAU